AUGCAAAGACAGUUAUUUCGAGCUGUGUGUCUGACCCUGCUCCUGGGCACCGUCCUGUCGUGCGUCGCGUCAGAAACAAGUGAACAGAAGCCUGCGGCAGAUUUCACAACCACCAUCCCGAAAGAGGGACUCGAGAGGGACGUGGAGCAAGUCUUUUAUCUCGGACCGUCCAGCACGCUCCAGGUCAUCGACGAAACCGGGAAAGCCAAGUAUCUGCCGGAACCGAGCACAUCCUCGGAUGAGUCUUUGGCGGAGUCGUACCCUGCCGCGUAUCGAUUUGAGAAUGGAGCGUGUGAUUUCACCCAGACUGUCGAGUUCAAGGAUGCAUUUCAAGGGUACACAAAACCAAUGUGGGUUCUCGAAGAGUCGGAUUCGGUGGAGACUGAGGGUGCAUCCAUGGGAGGACCAUUGAGGUACACGUUUACGAAUCCGUCUGCAGAGUAUUUAGGUGGGGGUUCGAGUUUUUGUGUGCGGUUCAAGACGGUGCUGGCUACGGGGUCGGAUUCAGUAACCACAUCCACAACCUCCAGGACGUCUAAUGGCGAUUCCAACUCACGACCGCCAAGCACUGUCAGGCCAGAGCCGGAUGUCCCAAGCAACGAAGAUGGUCAAGAGAAUCGACCAAAUGCAGAUCAGCCGCCAGAACCGUCUCCAAGUUUACCUGGAUCCGGUGGACACCAAGAUUCUUCCGCUGGGGAAGAUGGGAAGGCGGAAGGGCAUGAACAAGCGGCCCAAAAACCGAACCCUAACUUAUCCAGCGUACCCUCCGGUACUACCGGUAUAAACGCAUCAUCACCGGAGCUGCCUCCAGAGGGCACAGAACAGGACCUUGAAUCACAUUCUGUAGCCGAAUUUACGCAGAACACCACAGAAGGAACGCCGCCUGCAAUCGAGGACGGUGAUGCUGUCGGGAUUGCCAUUCGAGGACACAACGGUGCGCCAUUGCGACGGCUUGACGAGACGCCUGCCACGGAAGAGGCUUACUUGACUUUGAUAGUACAUUCCGCAGCCUGGAGCUCUGAAGGUAGAAUGGGUGCAUUUACGGCUGUUCUUCUCACUGUGGCAGUCACACUCUUGCAGGUUUCUUAG
Neospora caninum is the source of this 1089-nucleotide messenger RNA. RefSeq lists its product as uncharacterized. The transcript has a single exon. Bases 1 to 1089 code for a protein of 362 amino acids. Lineage: Eukaryota; Apicomplexa; Conoidasida; Eucoccidiorida; Sarcocystidae. The record is from RefSeq and is a predicted model, not a curated record.